Messenger RNA from Tilletiopsis washingtonensis, 417 nucleotides. Its product is annotated as glia maturation factor beta. The transcript has 4 exons. The record is from RefSeq and is a predicted model, not a curated record. Gene Ontology annotation, cellular component: actin cortical patch. Lineage: Eukaryota; Fungi; Basidiomycota; Exobasidiomycetes; Entylomatales. Gene Ontology annotation, molecular function: actin binding; Arp2/3 complex binding. Bases 1 to 417 code for a protein of 138 amino acids. Gene Ontology annotation, biological process: actin filament debranching; negative regulation of Arp2/3 complex-mediated actin nucleation.
AUGUCGAUGAAGACGGUCGACAUCCCGACGAACCUGCUGGAGCGGCUCAAGGCCUUCCGCAUGGGCAAGCGCUCCGUCGGCGCCGCGGCUCUGGUGGUCAAGAUCGACAAGAAGACGCUGCGCAUGGAGAUUGAGGAGGAGUUUGAGGGCAUUGCGCUCGACGAGCUGCAGGAGGAGCUUCCCGAGAACUCGCCGCGCUUCGUAGUCAUGUCGUACGAGCUCGAGCACCGCGAUGGGCGCAAGUCGUACCCAUUGGUCAUCAUCUACUGGGCACCGCCAACGUCGUCCAUGGAGCUGGCGACGCUGUACGCCUCGGCAAUGUCGCACUUCAGCACGGCAAGCGACAUUGCAAAGGUGCUCGACGUGCGCGAGGGCGUGCUGGAGAAGAAGAGCAUCGACGCGCGGCUUGGCGCCUAG